This is a messenger RNA of Plutella xylostella (diamondback moth), 1299 nucleotides long. NCBI's taxonomy places the organism in Eukaryota, Metazoa, Arthropoda, Insecta, Lepidoptera, Plutellidae. The record is from RefSeq and is a predicted model, not a curated record.
GUUUGUUUUGAUAUUUUAUGAUGCAUUUUAAUUUAUCAUUCAAAUGAUAUCAAAGUAAUUCAUAUCAGUACAUAAUUAAACCUGAUAACUAUAUUGAAACAGUACGGUACUGAAAACAUCUAAAACUCUUGUAAGUAGUUUUACAAACCAUCACACACAAAUUACAAACUACAAAAAAUAAAAUUAAUGAGCGGGUGUGUUGUAUAAUUGUGAUAAAGUGUUCCAGUGGAGAAUAUAUUUCUAAGAUGUCAUUGCACUACAUACCUCGGGUAACUCAGCUGGAUGCAGUAAACUUGGAUGAACAAGUGGAAGAGCUCCUGAAGCAACAGCUGCAUCAAGCCACCAAAUACUUAGAGCCCGGCAUCCUACAGCCGAUCCUGCCAGAGCUGGAACUACUCAUACGGAGCUGGAUAUUCAAGUACUCCAUAUGCAACAACAGGUCCACAUUUGGACAGCAAAUGUUGUCACUAAGUUACAAGAAAGACAAUUUUGCCCGCAGCAAACUAUUCUGGUACUAUGGAUACACAGUUGGAUUGAAAUAUUUAAAAGAAAGGGCAACUUAUAGUUUCACAUCAAACACAAAAAUCCAGAACUUUUUCCAUACUUUGGAAACAUUUCAAGUGGUUGGAGAUGUAUUGAACUUCCUAAGGUUUGUCCAGAGUGGGAGGCACCCGGUGCUCGUUGACUUUAUCCUGGGGCUGGAGAUGUCGGCGGACAAGCUGACCAGGGAGGACCUCACGGACUUCUCAUGGACCAGGGAACUGCUCUGGCAUAACUUCAUUGAACUGAUAGGCACAGUGAUAUCCCUGAUGAACCUGAUUGGUGUGAGGAAGCGGCUGUCAUGCGUGUUGAAGCUGAUGUGGUGGCGGCGGCACUCGGCGAGCGCGCCGGGCGCCGCGGCGGCCGCCAUGGAUGUGAACACGCUGUGUGCCUACUGCUCCAGCCGGCCGGUGCUACCACACACUAUGGGCUGCAGUCAUGUGUUCUGUUAUUAUUGUGUUAAGGCAAACAAGGAUGCAGAUGAAGACUUCCCGUGCCCCAAGUGCUACUAUCAAGGAAAAGAAAUUAAAAGGUUUGUCAUAGCUGCAAGUUAAAAGUUCUUCCUAUGAAAUAUAUUUAUAAGUACUUAAGUUGCUUUAUAAUAUUGAUAUUUAAAGGUGAUGUGAUAAAUAGAUACUAAGGUUUAUUGGAUUCUUAUUUAUUUUAAUUGUUACAAUUUUUAAGUACUGAACUUUGUACAGACACUAGGUACUUUUUAUUGUUAAAUAAAGGUCUUACAAUUAAAUACGAUAUAUGCAA